AUGAGCACAGUAAAAUCAUUGAACCCGUUUGACCUGGAACCGCCUGAGUCGGUUGGCCCUUGUUGGGAGAAAUGGUUGGCUCGUUUCGAUAAUUAUUUGAUUGCAGCAAACAUCACGGAAGACGAGCGUCAGAGAGCCCAGCUCUUGCCCGGUGGCGGUGAGGACGUGUUUGACGUCUACCUCACCUUUGACAGCAGUAGUAUUACAAGGUACAACGACUUGAAGGAUGCUCUUACGGCUCACUUCAGUCCGAAACGCAACAGGGAAUACGAGAUCUACUUGUUCCGUCGUGAGAAACAAUCUCAGUCGGAGACCCUUGAUAGCUACGUAACUCGUCUUAGGCGUUUGGGCAAGCACUGUCAAUUUGCAGAUAUGGACACAGAGCUAAAGUCUCAGGUCGUACAGCACUGUGUGUCGUCGAAGGUAUGUGAAAAGGCUUUCAUGGAGAGCAGCAUGUCGUUGGCAGACGUCCUUACUUAUGCGCGGUCAGUAGAAGUCACGAUGUCGUCCGUGGCAGCCAUGACCGGGGCCAGCAGCUUCAGCACGCCUGAACAGCCCCAAGUCCAUAAGGUGGAGAGGCGACACCCAUCAAGUCGUGACAAGCCCAGUCCUUCCAACACCGGAGCAGCAGUAACAAUAAUCAACAAAGCGGAGUACCAGACACUGGCGUCGAAAGAUACCAAGCAGCUACUCCCCGAAUAA
Messenger RNA from Sycon ciliatum, 702 nucleotides. RefSeq lists its product as uncharacterized. The record is from RefSeq and is a predicted model, not a curated record. Lineage: Eukaryota; Metazoa; Porifera; Calcarea; Leucosolenida; Sycettidae. The coding region runs from base 1 to 702 and encodes 233 amino acids. The transcript is spliced from 2 exons.